Wallemia ichthyophaga EXF-994 is the source of this 1461-nucleotide messenger RNA. RefSeq names its product Squalene synthase. Gene Ontology annotation, molecular function: squalene synthase [NAD(P)H] activity. Lineage: Eukaryota; Fungi; Basidiomycota; Wallemiomycetes; Wallemiales; Wallemiaceae. The record is from RefSeq and is a predicted model, not a curated record. Gene Ontology annotation, biological process: farnesyl diphosphate metabolic process; ergosterol biosynthetic process. The transcript has 3 exons. Gene Ontology annotation, cellular component: endoplasmic reticulum membrane. The coding region runs from base 1 to 1461 and encodes 486 amino acids.
AUGAGUGAUUUACUUAAACUCGCUUUGACCCAUCCACUAGAAUUUAGAACCCUAUGUAGAUACAAAAUCUGGUAUGAACCAAAGAGAGAUAUUACUCACCCAGAAGAGCACGAUACAACUGGUUUUGAUAGGCAAUCAAUGAGAACUUGCUGGGAUUUCUUAGAUGCAACUUCAAGAUCAUUCGCACCAGUUAUUAAAGAGUUAGAUAGCGUUUUAGCCAGAGUUAUUUGCAUCUUUUACUUGGUUUUAAGAGCUUUAGAUACUAUAGAAGAUGAUAUGACUAUACCACUCUCCAUUAAGGAACCUCUCCUUAGAUCCUUCCACCAAAAGAUACGCGAACCUGGUUGGAAUUUCGCCGGUUCCGGCCCGGAAGAGAAAGACAGAAAUUUAUUAGUCAAAUUCCACUCAGUCAUUGAUGAGUUCAUGCUACUCGAUAAUGACUGCAAAUCCGUUAUCUCUGAUAUCACUAUGAAAAUGGGUAACGGCAUGGCUGAUUAUUGCGCUGCCGCUGAAAACCCACAACACCCUGGUGUUGAGACUAUUCAAGAUUUCGACCUUUACUGUCACUUCGUUGCUGGUUUAGUCGGUGAAGGUUUAUCUGGCUUAUUUGCUGCAACUAAAUUAGAAAAACCUUUCAUCGCUGAUCAACUCGAGCUAUCCAAUAGCAUGGGCUUGUUCUUACAAAAAACAAACAUUCUCAGAGACUACCGCGAAGAUGUUGAUCUCGGUAGAGAAUUCUGGCCAAUGUCUUUGGUUAAGCAACAUGGUUUCAACUCCCGCGCUGAAUUAAAAGAACCUGCAAAUCAACAAAGAGCUCUCUGGGUCAUCUCUUCAAUGGUUCUUGACGCCCUAAGACACGCUCCAGACGUACUUGAUUACCUCACUCUCAUCAAGAACCAAUCCAUCUUCAACUUUGCUGCUAUACCUCAAGUACACGCAAUUGCAACCCUCGAAACUUGCUUCAUGAACCCUGAUCUUUUACAUAAAAACGUUAAAAUACGCAAGGCUGCUGCUGUUGAAAUUCUUAUGACCGUUCGUAACCCAAGAGAUGUUGCUGAACAAUUCGUUGCUUUCUCAAGAAAAAUGCACGCUAAAUUAUCCCCAGCUGAUCCAAACUUUAUUAAACUCUCCAUAGCCAUGUCUAGAGUUGAACAAUGGGCUGAACGUCGCUUCCCAAGUUUACUUGAUUUUGAACAAGGUCAAGUUCACUUUAAGAAAUGGGACAAGAGAUAUAUUACUUUUGCUGAAUUUGAUAAGCGCGUCACUGAUCGUGAGACUGAGGAGAAGAGGGCCCAUCUCAUUCCAGGAAGGACUUCAUUUGAUGAUGAUCCUAACGAAAAGAUACCAUGGAGGUUCGUUUUUCUCAUUAUGGGCUGCUGUCUCACCCUUUUCCUCGUUGUCGCCGUAUUUGUUUGGUUCUUUGUUCUCUGGCUCUCAAACAUCGGAAAACGCUUCGAAUAA